Messenger RNA from Penicillium odoratum, 951 nucleotides. RefSeq names its product inositol oxygenase. Gene Ontology annotation, biological process: inositol catabolic process. The record is from RefSeq and is a predicted model, not a curated record. Gene Ontology annotation, cellular component: cytoplasm. NCBI's taxonomy places the organism in Eukaryota, Fungi, Ascomycota, Eurotiomycetes, Eurotiales, Aspergillaceae. The transcript has a single exon. Gene Ontology annotation, molecular function: iron ion binding; inositol oxygenase activity. Bases 1 to 951 code for a protein of 316 amino acids.
AUGGCACCAGUCGCAAUCGAGAACAGCCCACCUCCUGUGGUUAAGCGGGAUGGCCAGGCGCUAGAGGAGAUAUCGGAUGCUAUCGAUGAGGUCAAUGUUCUCAAGGUCAACAUGAAAAAGGCCCAAGAGAAGGGCCUCUACGAGGAGUCUGAAUUCGACAAAGAGAAGGACAAGACUGGAUUCCGCCAGUACGAGGACGCCUGCGACCGCGUCAAGAACUUCUACAAGGAGCAGCACACCAAGCAGACAAUCGCCUACAAUCUGAAGGCCCGCCACGAGUUCCACACCCAGACCCGCGCCGAGAUGACCAUCUGGGAGGCGAUGGAGAAGCUCAACACUCUAAUUGACGAGUCCGACCCAGACACCAGCCUGUCACAGAUCGAGCACCUCCUCCAGUCCGCUGAGGCCAUCCGUCGCGACGGCAAGCCCCGUUGGAUGCAGCUGACCGGCUUGAUCCACGAUCUCGGCAAACUUCUCUUCUUCUACAACGCACAGGGCCAGUGGGAUGUGGUCGGCGAUACCUUCCCCGUCGGCUGUGCCUUUGACGAGCGUAUCGUCUACGGCCGUGACUCUUUCAAGGAUAACGAGGACUUCGGACACCAUAUCUACGACACCAAGUUCGGCAUCUACAGCCCCGGAUGUGGUCUUGAUAAGGUUAUGCUCUCAUGGGGUCACGAUGAGUACCUCUAUCACAUCGCCAAGGAGCAAUCUACUCUCCCUGACGAGGCACUCGCUAUGAUCCGCUACCACUCUUUCUACCCCUGGCACAACGCUGGUGCCUACCACGAGCUGAUGGAUGAUCAUGACAAGGAGAUGCUGCGUGCUGUCAAGGCCUUCAACCCCUACGAUCUGUACAGCAAGAGUGACGGUAUCCCCAGUGCGGAGGAGUUGAAGCCUUACUAUAUGGAGCUCAUUGAUGAGUACUUCCCCAACAAGGUGGUCCGCUGGUAA